AACGCUUACGACAUAAACCGAGUGAAGACAGUUUAAACAAAUGAUUCCUCUGCCUUAAUUAGUUUCUUUGUUUAAUGGAUGCCUAAAAGUUACUUAAAACAAGAAUUGAUCUACAAUAAAAUACUAUUUCUACACGAAAAUGUCCUUUCAAAAUGAAACAGAUAUGCAGUUUACCUUCACAUUUUAUUAUUUCGUACGCUAUCUGGGAUACUGUGAAGAUAUUCCCGAUCCGAAUAAAUAUGGGAAUCCACUAACCUUACCUGAAAAGUGGCAACAGAUACCAAUCAUAUGCUUGUCACUCGUCGCCUUUAUUUUCAAUGCCAUAUCGCUGUUUGUAUUUCUUUUUGGUGAAAUAACUGCAAAUCUCAUUUCCGCAUCACAGGAGUCGAAGACACCUAUAUCAACACCAACACCAACAAUAACAACAACAACACUAGUUCCAAAAAGAGGUAAACCAAAGAAAUGUGGACGUUCUAGAAGUUCAUUUCUAACCAGUCUAAUAAUUCUAAGCACAUUUGAACUGAUUUUCAAUCUAUCCCUCUUCAUAUUUAAGCUGAAUGAAGUACUUUCACCAUAUUAUAUUCAUCGAACACCAGUUAAUCCAGCUUUACAUAUACCACCAGAUAUGACUAUCGUUAUAGUUCCAGUGGUGCAAAAUAUACUCAUGUUCUUGUCGGACUUGGGUCUGAUGUGUAGAAAUUGGUGCAUCUGUUUAAUAACAGCUGCUCGUGCUGAAGUGGUGAUAUGGCCGCUAGGUUCCAGACGAUGGCAACGUAUUCUGCGUAAUCCACAAAGAUUUACAAUCAUAUUUUCCAUCUUUUUGGUCAUUUCCAUUUUGAUUGCAGGUUUUAAACAUGCAGAUUUUAUUGGUUUAUUGUGUUAUGACAAGAAAACUCAGAAAUAUGGAUUGUGGUCUGAAGAAUACAUUUGGACGUCUGAAGCAUUUUCCCGCUAUAUGUCAUUUGUUGUGCAACCUUAUCAAGCCUUUGUUACAUGGCUUAUAAUUGUUGUAUUUACAAUUUUAAUUCUGUUUAGAUUGAAACCAUGGAAAAAGGACGAUGGCUCCAUUUUGUUUCCUCCAAAUUCAAAAACAUUGGAUGAUAUACCAAAUAUGCAACGAGAACAACAGCAACACUGUCCUGUUCAAUAUGAUGCUUUAAAAAGACGUCAGCAAGGUCAAAUGAGGGCGACACGAAUCGUAUUAGUUGUCUCCAUAUUAUUUGGUUUAUUAGAAUGUAUGAAUUUUAUCAUAUCAAUAUGCCAAACAGCAAAACUACUGACCAAUCAUCGUGUAAGUCGUUUAUUGGAAACCAUCGGUAACACACUGAUUGUAACUGACUCGAUAUGUAAUUUUCUAGUUUUCAUCUCCAUGAUGUCGUACUUCCGUCAAUUAUUCGUGAAGAUAUUUUUCUGCAGAGUUUUGAACAGUGAUAUGACUUCACAAAAGACAACAUCGUGCACUUCCAUCAACCAGACAUCUGCUGCAAUUAUCGACAAUGCCCAUAAAUAAAAUAGAAAACAUCUAUGGUAGAUAGUUUUGUAAAAAGGACAUGCACUGAAUGUAUACACAUAAAUUAAGAGCCAGAUUUGACUGCUUCUCACCUAUAAUCCUGGUAUUGAUGAAAGCAAUCCUUUUAAAUAUCUUAAUACGUUUAAUUUGCUAUCUUCAUCAUUACUGUGUCCAAGCAAACAUGUCUCCAUAGCCAUCUCAGUUUCACUGUUCCAGAGUUCAUUUGAUAAAGAUAAGUACUAGCGUUGAAACGAAAUUUCAUCAUUAUCCAUAAUAUUUGCAUACCGUUUACGAUAGUGUUAAUUCUAUAUGCUUCUCAAAUCCUAUUGCUUUCGUAUUAAUAUUGUCGUUGUUGUCUAAUUCUGAUACGUUCUGUCUUAUCCUUCUCGUUUUAUACAUAUAUCAGCUAAAAUAUAUAACGAAAAUAAGAUGGUGCUGAUAAUUUUUAUGUUUUCAUCCUUUCAGCGAUUGUUUUAUUAAAAGAUAAAAGGACUAACUGAUGACAAAGUAAUUCAGAGUUUGUAUCCUGAAAUUCUUGCGACACCCUGAUCUAGUUCAGAUUAUAAUCUUACCAGAAUCUUAAUUUUUGUUUGUCUCACUAAUACAUCAGUUCUGAAAGAUAUACAGCUGUUAGGAAAGUGAAAUUUUUAUACAGAAUUGAUCAGGCCCACUGCUUUUAGUUAACAUGCGUUAAUGUUGGAUUAGAAUGAAGACUGUGAAAGGCAUAAUUGUUGAUUUGUUUCCUGACAUAUUUUGAGAAAAGCUCUGUGAAACUACUCUGAGAAAAUGCAGCUGAUUUGUAACAAAGUUUUAAAAGUGGUUUGGAAGGCUUAACCCUACGACAACUCAUUCGUACAGAAGAAUGGCUUCUUUUGUGAUGAGAAUAAAUUGAAUAUAUUGAUAUCAUAUGGGAAGAUAUUUCAGAAAGGUAACAGAAGAGCACGUUAAUCAUUGUAAAGUAAUUAGGAACAGAUCAAAUUUUCAGUUGUUUUUCACGCCAAUCGAUGAUAAAAGCACACAGAUUAC
Molecule: messenger RNA, 2536 nt
Organism: Heterobilharzia americana
Lineage: Eukaryota; Metazoa; Platyhelminthes; Trematoda; Strigeidida; Schistosomatidae
Source: the annotation of a GenBank genome assembly